Molecule: messenger RNA, 1578 nt
Organism: Hyaloscypha bicolor E
Lineage: Eukaryota; Fungi; Ascomycota; Leotiomycetes; Helotiales; Hyaloscyphaceae
Exons: 4
Coding region: 1-1578 (525 amino acids)
Biological process (GO): regulation of DNA-templated transcription
Molecular function (GO): zinc ion binding; DNA-binding transcription factor activity, RNA polymerase II-specific
Source: RefSeq, a predicted model, not a curated record
AUGGAUCGAGAGCCCGAGAUGGCUCAGGUGAUGCCAAGCCGGCAAAUCGACACGGAUUCAGGGCCAUUUCUCUGCAAGAUCUGCUCUAAGGCAUUCGCAAAGCGCCCAUCACGAAACCGGCACGUGCUGUAUUGCCGAAAGAAGUUGGGAGAUAAUCUCCCUGUGUUGAGAAAGUCUUGUGGGGCAUGUCGAAAGGCCAAAGUGAAAUGCAGCUCGGAAUUCCCACGCUGUCAUCGCUGUACAGAGAAGGAUCUCGUUUGUAUGUACGAAUUGACUCGGCGGAGUGGGAACCUGCCUCAGCAACCUGCGUUCACUCCGCGACCUCAGCCAAGCUCUGAUGCUACAUUACUUGUCGACUCCUCGGAACUGGCGACUCAAAACGAGAUCUCUUGGGAUACCACUCUAGGACAUUACAACGGAACUCUGAUUGGCUCUGACGUCGAUCCUUCUGGUAUCUGGCCUGCCAUUGGACCAGACCUUUCCUGCCAAAAUGGCCCAUCUCAUGCCUGGGAACCGGAUGCCGGGUUUGUGGAAGACUUAGAAUUUUCCGACCUUGCCACAGUCUCAUUUUCCAUUGGCUCCUCAAACAAUGAAUCAUCUUUCGACUGGUUCUCGUCAGGUCCUUCACGAAGCUUACCGCUGGAUGCAAUAUUCUCAACCCCGCCAGACUGCAUGUUCCAUACUCCCUACCUAGUCCUCCGGCCCAUGGACCGCGACUACCAGCCACCAUCCUCUCCCCUCAUCUCACAUCGGAGUCCCUUCAUUCAGACCUAUGUCUCAUCCAGCUCACAAAUCGGACGAACGUUCCUCCUGCAAAGCAUACAAUCCUACGCUACAAUUCUCGCAACUUCCAAUCUACCCCCUUUCAUCCACUCAAUCUCUCUGCCAACCCACGGCCCUUCACUCCCUUCUUCUGCGCCCUUAGAAAUCUGCAAAUCCAUUGUCUCUCUAUACAAGACCAAAACACCUUCAACAAGCCCGUUCAUCUGGCGCUCCAUCACAAUGGAGAAGGAUCGCUUCAUGAACGAAUUUGAGGAGGCGGAUAAGUGGACUAUGCUUGCAAUGCUACAGGCAAUUACCGUGUAUAUUCUCCUCAGGAUCUUCGAUCAGGACUCGUUUUCCGUUGAUUUCGACCGCGAGCUUGUCAGUGCCAUGACGGAAAUUGCGAUUAUCUCUGAGCAAGCUAAGUUUCUUUGUCGCGCCGAGGUAGAAGGGUGGCGGCCGGAGUGGAAGGAAUGGGUGUUAUUCGAGUCAAAACGAAGGACUGUGACAUUACUCUUCAUUCUGCACCUUUUGUUCGACAUCAAGCCUGAGCAAAGAGCCAAGUCCAAGGUCGGGCUUUCAGUUCUCCCGCUACCGGCGCAUAAACAACUUUGGCAGGCUAGCGACGAGGAGGAGUGGAAACAAGCGUAUGAUGAAAUGUUGAAGGGCAGAGAGGGUAGAGGUUAUUUGAGGUACGGAGAUUUACUUGGGCUUGGGAAGGGAUGCGGAGGGGAGAGAAUGAAAGAUUUGAAUGCAUGGAUGGUGAGCGGCGAUGCAUUUGGAAUUCUGGUCAUGAUGGCUGCGACAACAUUGUGA